Molecule: messenger RNA, 529 nt
Organism: Chara braunii
Lineage: Eukaryota; Viridiplantae; Streptophyta; Charophyceae; Charales; Characeae
Source: the annotation of a GenBank genome assembly
GCCAAUGGGACUGGAUCACAUGACAGCUUGAAUGUGGACUGAAAAUGGUGAUGGGUCCAUGAAUGAUUAUGAUAACAAGAAAUAAGAGGGGGCCCAUGAGUAAUGGUACUUGCUGUGGGACUUGGUGGUCAUGUAUUCGACUUGUCACGCUGCAGGUACUGGAGGAGAAGGGACUCGAUAUCGUAGGUGAAGCAUUCCACUCAGAAUUUGCGAUGAUCAGGAAAUUCGCUGUUGCAACUUUAAUGGGGUUAACAUUGGACGAAGACACCAAGUAUGACUGCAUCGAGGAGUACGGGCACGACCUCGCACAGCUUCUCGACGAUGAGGAUCCUGAUGUGGCUUUCAAUGCUUGCAUAGCGAUCCGGAGCGCAUCAGAGCUCCCUCGGUCAAAGCGAAAGAUCAUGCCACUUCUGAACGACAAGAAUCGGAUUCUUGUCUUUGGACACCCACCUCUAGAGAUCGACUAAGAAAAAAUCAACAUCAAGCAACCGGAUGGCUGCAAUUUUUUGCCAACGAGCAUCUAAAAAGC